AUGGGAUCCUCAGUUACUGUAGUUACUCUGUCUCCCCUCAGGUGGAUCCUUGUCCUCCUCAUUAUUGUGCAGCAGCUCAAUGCAGGGAGCAUUGAUGGCCCAUGCGAAGGCAGAGACUGCUCUGUAUGUCAGUGUAAUCCUGCUAAAGGUGCCCGGUCAAAAACGGGAGCUCCAGGGAGGCGGGACAGCAAGGGCCCCGGGGCCAAUGGGGACCAUGGGGACAUCAAGGGGCAUCUGGAGAGAAAGGCAGAGGGGAACAGAGGGAGCAUGUUGGGCCCAGAAGGGCCCAAAGGAGACCGGGGCCACCCUGGAGCAGGCGGUGAGCCUGGUUGCUGGGAGCUGAUGGCUGUAACGGGACAAGGGGUCGACCAGGAGUCGAUGGUAUUCCUGGUUUUGGUGGUCUCCAUGGGCAACCGGGUUUACACGGACACAAAGGCAUUAAAGGAGAACCUGUCUAUGGGGCUGGACAUCCGGGGGAGCAUGGUAGAGAUGGACAACGUGGUCUGGACGGAAGAAAAGGAGACAUUGGACCUAGUGGACACACUGGCCGUCGUGGCGAUAAUGGAUAUGAGGGUGACAACGGAGGAUCUCUGGCAGGAGCUGAAGGGGGAACAAGGCCCACCUGGCCAACCUGGCCCGGACGGAGAAGAAGAAUCCAAACAAUUUCCUCUAGAAAUUCUUCCAGCCAAAGGUUACAAGGGAGAGCAAGGUCCUUCUGGACCAUGUGGACCAAAGGGCAUAAGAGGCGGUAUAGGAGACUACAGCAUUCAAGGAAUGAAAGGAGAGCAAGGAAUCCCCGGUUUUCCUGGAUUGAGGGGUCUUUCAGGAAUGCCUGCUAGAGAUGGACUUCCCGGACCUGAGGGUGUCCAUGGAGAGAAAGGAUUUCCAGGACUCAUUGGAAGGAAUGGAACAAAGGGUAACCAAGGAGAUCCAGGUCACCCAGGUCCCCCAGGUCUCCUGCAAUUGCUCAAUGGAAGUGAUGCCAGAGGUGUUAAGGGUGACAAUGGGAGUCCUGGAUUAGCUGGACACCCAGGUGACCCUGGGCUCAUGGGCAUGCAUGGACCUCCUGGCCCACCAGGGUUAACAAUACCAGAAGUGCCUGGGCUGCCUGGUCAACGAGGGAUCCUCGGUCCCAAGGGGCACAAGGGAGAGCCAGGAAGGUAUAACAACUAUGAUAAUCCAUAUCCGGGACCAAAGGGAGUUAAAGGACUCCUCGGGCAUAAAGGUGUCACAGGCUCCCCGGGGCCUCCAGAUUACUACUGUGAGCCUGGUUACCCAGGGGACCCAGGUGAUCCAGGCCAUAAUGGCCCCAGUGGAAACAAAGGACUCAAAGGAAUUAAAGGUUGUCUAGGGGAAUGUAACUGUAGGUCUGGAGGAGUAGGAAGAGAAGGUCGCAACGGUCCAACUGGUUUUCCAGGUUCUCCAGGGAUUCCUGGAACUCAAGGACUUAAGGGAGACCCUGGGCUAAAAGGACAUGACAGUCCAAGAGGACCAGAAGGCUUUCCAGGUAUUCCUGGUAUUAAAGGACAUAAGGGUCAAAAAGGUCACUCUUUUGUGUCAGACGUUAAAGGUGCCAAGGGUGACCUAGGAGACCCUGGCCAUUCUGGUCCUCCUGGAGCAUCAGGUGGAUCAGGAAGAGAUGCCCCCCCUGGCCCUGCAGGAGACCCUGGAACACCGGGUGCUGGAUUUGCAGUGUUACCUGGUCCCAAAGGGUACCCUGGUGCUGCUGGACCCAAAGGGUUUCACGGUCCUAUUGGCCCCCCCGGUCCUGGUUUUCCAGGCCCUAAGGGGCUCCAUGGACCUAAGGGUUAUCAGGGAAGUCAUGGCCCCUCAGGAAUUCCUGGACGACCAGGCCCUCCAGGUGAAAAUGGGUUAUGCUGUCAUGAUUAUGAGAUUGGACUACCGGGUCCUGAUGGUGAACCAGGAUCACCGGGUAUUCCAGGUGAGCCAGGAAGAGUUGGUCCUCCAGGAACUCUGGGACACCCAGGCCCGAAAGGCAUGACAGGAGAUGACACUAGUACUGGUGGGAUUGGACGGAUAGGACUUCAAGGUUUAGAUGGGGAUCCAGGUGAACCUGGUUCCAGCGUAAUUAGCCUGGUUGGCCCUCCAGGCACUCCUGGGUUUCGCGGACAUCCAGGCAGGAAGGGUGAGCCAGGCGAUGUUUUCUCUGCCAGGCCAUGUGAUACUGGACCACCUGGCCUCCCUGGGCUUCUGGGGAAGAAAGGACUACGGGGCAUUCCUGGAAUCCCAGGGCCUCCAGGGGAACAAGGCCUGCCUGGAUCACCUGGUUGGAAAGGAGGGCCAGGAUCCAGUGGUGACCCUGGGGCCACUGGUCCCCGAGGCCCACCUUGCACUGCAUUUGAACUGAAUGGACCUCCAGGCCCUCCAGGCCCUACAGGAGACACUGGACAGAGGGGGAUACCAGGCUUCCCUGGUCAGAAGGGUUUGAAGGGAGAUAUAGGUCCACCUGGUCAUGGACUGAGGGGUCCAAAAGGUUUCCCUGGCCUUCCUGGAUUAUCAGUGGUUGGACCAAGAGGCCCUUAUGGCCUCUCAGGAGAGCCUGGGGCUGACGGCUGGCCAGGACAGAAAGGGGAAAGUGGGUACCCAGGCAGGCCUGUGUCCAUAGGUUUGCCAGGCCGUCCUGGACCUGCAGGGCCCAGGGGUAAACAAGGAGAGAGAGGCUUUACCGGUCACACAGGGGACCCUGGAUACCCAGGAGAGCCUGGUAAUAAAGGCUCAAAGGGCCCGAGGGGACCACCUGGGGAUUCGGGGUCAGAUGGAUUGCCUGGUUCUCCAGGGUUUAGAGGCAGCACCGGUGCUCCAGGUAGAGCAGGAAGAACAGGGUCUCCAGGGUCCCCUGGAAUCAAAGGGUUACCUGGUCCACCUGGACUCAAAGGGAUGCGAGGGGAUGAUGGACAGAGUGUGCCCAGAGGGAUUCCAGGAGAUCCAGGAGACCCAGGACCCCGGGGAAGGUCAGGACAACCAGGACCACCCGGCAUUAAUGCGGAGCAGGGAAGAAUAGGAGGACCAGGCUUCCCCGGGCCUCGUGGCUCUUCCGGUCGUCCAGGUAUUCCAGGUCUGCCAGGCGAUCAUGGAGGUCUGGGACCACCUGGCCCACCUGGCCCAUAUGGGCAUCCAGGGACCCCUGGACCACCAGGUCUUGAUGGACUGGAUGGGCUUAGAGGUCCAAAAGGGAUAAAAGGCGAGAGUGUGCCUCAAGCCAUAGAUUUCCCUGGCCCUCCUGGACCAGAUGGUCUUCUUGGAGUCAAAGGUGUCAGGGGACAGCAAGGGUCUCCAGGAGCCAGUUUUCCUGGGCCUAAAGGCCAGAGAGGCCCGUCUGGCUUCACAGGUAUUCCAGGCUCCCCAGGUGAACUUGGGAACCCUGGCAUAGAGUGCUUCAGGCCUCCACCAGGACCCUACGGGGACAUAGGAUAUAAAGGACCCCCAGGACCCCCUGGCCCUCCUGGGGAGCCGGGCCUUCCAGGCAGCAGCAUUCACUCCAAAGGAGACCCAGGUCCAACCGGCCUCCCUGGGUUACCAGGCCGCAAGGGCGAUGGUGGCCCCUCAGGGCCUCCUGGGUCACAGGGCUACCCAGGGGUUACAAGGCCAAAAGGUGAGAGAGGACCUGCUAGUCUCGAAGGUCCUCCAGGCCCCAAGGGUCAGACCGGGGUCCCUGGGCCUUGGGGACGGAAGGAGCAACUGGCCAAACUGGGGCAACAGGUAAGUGGUGCCAAAGGUGCUCCUGGUGGUUCCAUCAGUAUCGACCAAGGUGGGACUCCACCUGGACUCCUGGGACCGCGUGGAUUCCCAGGAUUUGUGGGAUAUCCCGGUGAUGCAGGUCCUCCUGGGACACCAGGACGUAAAGGACUGAAGGGUCCUGUAGGGUAUGUUGGCCUCCCUGGCAAACCAGGUCCUGCUGGUCGUGAUGGUCCUGUUGGAGACCCAGGAGACAUUGGUCAGCAAGGAUUUACUGGACCUCAAGGUAUCCCAGGUACACCCGGUGAUCAAGGUAAUCCAGGCCAUAGAGGGGCGCUGAGGUCAGGCUACCUUUUGGUUGUCCACAGUCAGUCAGUUCAGGUGCCACGAUGCCCUGAAGGCAGCAGCCCGCUUUGGGUCGGCUACAGUCUGGUCUACUUGGAGGGGCAAGAGAAGGCUCACACUCAAGACCUGGGCCAGGCUGGCUCCUGUCUCCGUGUUUUCUCCACCAUGCCUUUCUCCUACUGCAACAAAGCUGCCUGCGACUACUCCAGUCGCAACGACAAAUCCUAUUGGCUCUCCACCACCGCUCCCAUACCCAUGAUGCCCCUCUUCGGCCAGGAGAUUAGCUCCCAUAUCAGUCGCUGUGCGGUGUGUGAGACUGUUGCGCCUGCAGUGGCUUUUCACAGCCAGGAUCACAACGUCCCCUCAUGCCCACGUGGCUGGAGGAGCCUGUGGACGGGAUACUCUUUCCUCCAUCACACAGGGGCCGGUGAUGAGGGUGGUGGCCAGUCUCUUUCUUCCUCUGGCAGCUGCCUUAAGGAUUUCCGAACUCACCCCUUCAUAGAGUGCCAGGGUGCGCGCGGGUCCUGUCACUACUUUGCCAACCUCUACAGUUUUUGGCUGACUACUGUUAGUCCAACAGAACAGUUUAUCACCCAGAGGCCUGGCACCAUCAAGGCGGCGGACCAACAGCGGCGCAAGUCCAGUCAGUGUCACGUCUGCCUCAGAGCAGAGUAAAGGACUUCUUCACUUUAAGUUGUAACAUUAAUAAUACAAACCAUUUCACUGUCAAAAUAAAAUACUGAUUACAAUUGAGACUUUUAGAUAGAUUUCUAUUUGAUUACUUCUAGUUACAAAUAAUCCGUAAUUGUAUCUGUAUAUUUUUUACAUGUUGUUUUUAUUUUAAGGAGGUGCUAUUUCUAAUGAUGAAAAUGUUUGAUACUGCUGAU
This is a messenger RNA of Gymnodraco acuticeps, 4928 nucleotides long. RefSeq names its product collagen alpha-4(IV) chain-like. The record is from RefSeq and is a predicted model, not a curated record. The coding region runs from base 1 to 4716 and encodes 1571 amino acids. Gene Ontology annotation, cellular component: basement membrane; collagen trimer. NCBI's taxonomy places the organism in Eukaryota, Metazoa, Chordata, Actinopteri, Perciformes, Bathydraconidae. The transcript is spliced from 43 exons. Gene Ontology annotation, molecular function: extracellular matrix structural constituent.